AUGACAAAAUAUCUCAAACGAUCCUAUCACAGACUUGAUGUUUAUACAAUUCUUGGUUAUUAUACUGGUUUUGGACGAUGUGAUGAUGAUUUUGUUGAUCGUUUAUCACGUCAUUAUUCAGUACUUAUUUUUUCCAUAUUUAUUCUUAUUGUUUCAUCUGUUCAAUUUGUUGGCAAACCAAUAUCAUGUUUUACUCCAGCAUCAUUUACUGGUGCUCAUAUAACAUAUACAGAUUUUGUUUGUUGGAUAUCCGAUACAUAUUUUAUUUCAUUUGAUAAAGAUAUUCCUGAAGUAAAUGAUUUUGAAAUACGACAAGAUUCAUAUGUUAUACGUUAUUAUCAAUAUGUUCCAUUUAUAUUAAUGUUACAAACAUUUGGAUUUUUUUUACCUGGAUUUUUUUGGCGAAGUGGAUCAUCACAUUUAGGAAUAUCAUUACAAACAUAUUUAGAUCAACUUCAUAUGAGUCAUCGUUCAUUAUUAGAAUCACCAUCAUAUCGCCGACAAUUAAUACGGAAUGUUGCUAUUCGUCUUGAUCAAUAUUUUCGUACGCGUCCAAGAACAAUAAUACCAAAAUUAACAAUAUUUUAUUUAUUUAUUAAAUUAACUUAUGUAAUAAAUAUCCUUAUACAAUUAAUAUGUUUACAUUAUUUUAUGAAUUUUAAUUUUAAUAUUAAAGAUAUAGCUGAACGUUUUAUUAUCUAUAGUAAUACCGUACGUCAUACAUCAUUACAAUUUCCAACAAAUGUUUUAUGCGAUUUUAUUGUACGUUUUCUUGGAAAAAAUAAACAUCGACAUACAGUUCAAUGUGUUUUACCAAUAAAUAUAUUUAAUGAAAAAAUUUUUAUUUUUUCUUAUUUAUGGUUAAUUUUAUUAUUCAUGUGUACAAUAUAUAAUUUAAUUGUAAAAUGGAUUAUUUUCUUUUUAUUUCAUCGAGAUAUAAUUGAUACACGUCGUCGUCGUGUACAUCGUACAUUAUCAAAAUUUACAUUAGAACAAAAGCAAAAUAAUGAAGUCAUACAAAUAUGUGAUUGUCAACCUAGACCAAAAAAUUUUAGUCAACAUUAUUUACAAUGUGACGGAAUUGUUAUAAUACGUUUAUUAGAUAUGAAUACUGAUCUUCUUACAAUGAAUGAUUUAAUGGAUGAUUUAUGGGAGUUUUAUAACGGUGAUCCAUUUUAA
Molecule: messenger RNA, 1179 nt
Organism: Rotaria sordida
Lineage: Eukaryota; Metazoa; Rotifera; Eurotatoria; Philodinida; Philodinidae
Source: the annotation of a GenBank genome assembly